CUGGUUGCUUGCGCUGAAAAAAUGACCCUGCCUCUCCGCCGUGUAGGAAUGGCCACCACUGGGAACCUUUCAGAAGAGCAGGUGCACUGCUCCAUCUGUCUGGACGUCUUCACCAACCCGGUCUCCAUCCCCUGCGGCCACAACUUUUGCCAGAGCUGCAUUCUGGGAUACUGGAAAACCAGCCCAUUGUACCAGUGUCCCAUGUGUAAGAAGACCUUCUACAAAAGGCCUGAUAUUUGCAUUAACACGGUCCUGAGGGAAAUCGCAGAGCAGUUCAAGGAGAUCAGGGUUAGGAGUGCGGAAGGGAAGUUAAGCGAGGAGGAGGGAGAGGAGAAAGAAAAGAGGUGGGUGAUGGAAAGGAGAAAAAAGGAGGACGAGGAGAGGCUUUUGGAGAAAGAUCAGAAGCAGCAGCUACUGGAGGAGCUGAAAGAGAAGCAGGAGGAGGAGAGGAAGAAGAAGGCGCCACAAGAGGAGUUACCACCUCUGAUCCCCCCUGUGGCAGCACCCAAAACCUCUCCUCCACCGUCACCUGAGGGGCCGCCUCCUCCUCUUCCUCAAACCUCACCUCCACCCUCGCCUCAAAUCCCCGCUCCUCAAACCUCACCUCUAUCCUCGCCUCAAAUCCCCGCUCCUCAAACCUCACCUCUACCCUCGCCUCAAAUCCCCGCUCCUCAAACCUCACCUUCACCCUCGCCUCAAAUCGCUGCUCCUCCAGCUCCUCGAACCUCACCUCCACCCCAGUCUCAAAUCGCUGCUCCCCCAGCUCCUCAAACCUCCUCUUCCCUCCCACCUCCAUCCUGGGAAGAGGUCCUCUGCGAUGUUUGCCUCGGGAAAGGCAGGCCCAAAGCGGUCAAAUCCUGCCUCGUGUGUCUGACUUCGUUCUGCGAGGAGCACCUGAAGUCUCAUUCCGCCAGGUUCACCAAGCACAAGCUCAUAGAGCCGGUUUCCAACAUGGAGGACAGGAUGUGUCCGAAGCACGAAAGGCUCCUGGAGCUGUUCUGUAAGAAGGAUCAGACGUGUGUGUGCGUGCUCUGUACGGAGACGGACCACCGGGCGCACUACACCGUACCUGUGGAGAGGGAAUGGAUAGAUAAAAAGGCUCAGCUAAAGAGGACAGAAAUGGACGUCCAGCAAAUGAUCCAAGAAAGAGUGGAAAAGUUGGAGGACAUCAAACACGCUGUGGAGCUGCACAAAGCCAGUGCGCAGAGAGAGAUCCAGGAAAGCAUGCAGGUCUUCUCAGAGCUGGUUCGCGCCAUCCAGAGGAAUCAGGCCGAGCUGGUUUUGUCCAUAGAGGAGAAGCAGAGGCAGGCGGAGAGGUGGGCCGAAGGCUUCAUGACUGAGCUGGAGCAGGAAAUCUCCGAGUUGAAGAGGAGGAAUACAGAGCUGGAGAACGUGGCUCGGACCGACCACAUUCACUUCUUAAAGAAUUUCCCAGCUCUGAGCACUCCUCCUUCAGUCAAAGACUGGUCUGAGACCAGUGUUCCCACUGACACGUGUGUGGGCAUGAUCAGGAGAUCUGUGUCCAAACGAGCAACAUUAAAUGAAAUGAUCAACAAACUGGCUGAGAGUGAGAUUAAAAAGAUUUUAAAAUACACAGUGGACGUCACCCUGGACCCCGACUCAGCCAACCCGUGGCUGCAGCUCUCUCAGGACAGACAUCAGGUGAGACACCUGGGUGCAUGGCAGGACCUCCCAGACCACCCCGACCGCUUCGACACCGUGGUCAUCGUCCUGGCCCGUGAUGGCUUCACCUCAGGGAGGCAUUACUGGGAGGUCCAGGUGGGGGACAAAGACGACUGGUACAUGGGUGUAGCAAGGUCCUCUGUCAACAGGAAGGGCAGGAUCUCUGUCAGCACCACACAGGGCUACUGGGCUCUGGCCAUGAAGAAAGGCCAGGGCUACCGGGUGUCCACGUCCCCGCCCAUCCUGCUCACCCUGGACCCCAAACCAAAGCGAGUGGGCGUGUAUGUGGACUACGAGGAGGGGCAAGUGUCCUUCUAUGACGUGAGGGCACGGACUCAUAUUUACACAAUUAAAGAUACGUUCAGGGAGAAGAUCCUUCCCUUUUUCUACCUGUACUGCUGCGACAAAGCCUCAGAUACCAUGAUGAUUUGUCCUGUGAAUGAGAAAAGCCUGAUCAAGCAAAGCUAAGACGAGUUUGAAAGAAAAGACAAUAUCAAGAAAGCCUUUGCAAAAAAAGCUACAUUUGCUUAGCUACUUUAUAGAAAAAGCCAACAUGCUAGUUAGCUUAGCAUAAAGACGAGAAGCAGAAGGCUAAUAGCUAGCCUAGCUCUGUCCAUAAGCAACAAAAUCUGCCUAGCAACACCCCUUCAAUUUACUUUUUAACACAUUACUUUCAAGAAUAAUAAACAAAUAAAUUAAACAUUUUGUUCAGAUUUGACAAGAAUGGUGUUGCUGUUUAAGUUGUGCACAAGGAGUUUUCAUUGGGAGAUUAGCGUGACAGUAGCUGCUAAACUUAGCUUUGGGUUUUUUGCUUUUUACCUCACAGAUGUAAAACAAAAAAAUUGACAUUUUCAUAUAAUUCACUGCAGAACCAAAAAGCAUUUCUUCUGAUGCAUGAUGUGUAAAACAGUCUCACGUUUUAGACUUCUGAUCUGUGAUUUCCUGAUGCAUGUAUCUUUUGAACAAUGUGAUUGAUGCUGUAAAUGUGAAUGGAAAAUAACAGUGUGUUUA
Messenger RNA from Labrus bergylta (ballan wrasse), 2694 nucleotides. NCBI's taxonomy places the organism in Eukaryota, Metazoa, Chordata, Actinopteri, Labriformes, Labridae. The record is from RefSeq and is a predicted model, not a curated record.